GCUGCGGAGGGCGGAUAAAAACACCGGGGGGAGCGCGGCGGCGCCGAGCGGCGGAGCGGGGCUGGGAUCCCUGCAGGCUGAGACUCUGGACGAGGGCACCCUUCCCACGUAGCAAUGGCACCCACGCUCGCCACCGCCCACCGCCGGCGCUGGUGGAUGGCGUUCACGGCCAUCAUCGAGAACCUGUUCUUCUCCGCCGUCUUGCUGGGCUGGGGGUCCCUGCUCAUCAUGCUGAAAGCAGAAGGGUUUUACUCCUACCUCUGCCAAGAGUCAGGAAACUCCACAGGCAGCCCUGAGCACGAGAACAGCACGGCGGCAGAGCACAAGUGGCCAACGUGCAACGCCCAGGACGAGAUGCUGAACCUGGCCUUCACCAUCGGCUCCUUCCUGCUCAGCGCCAUCACGCUGCCCCUGGGCAUCGUCAUGGACAAGUACGGCCCUCGCAAGCUGCGGCUGCUGGGCAGCGCCUGCUUCGCUGUGUCCUGCGUGCUGAUCGCAUAUGGUGCCAGUAACCCAGACUCUCUGUCCGUGCUGAUAUUCAUUGCGCUGGCUCUGAACGGCUUUGGUGGGAUGUGUAUGACCUUCACAUCACUCACGCUGCCCAACAUGUUUGGUGACCUUCGUUCCACGUUCAUUGCUCUGAUGAUUGGCUCCUAUGCUUCCUCUGCUGUGACCUUUCCAGGAAUCAAGGUUAUAUAUGACUUUGGGGUCUCCUUCAUCCUCAUUCUGCUUGUCUGGGCAAGCUGUGCAGGACUGGUUUUCCUCAACUGUUUCUUCAACUGGCCACUGGAGCCUUUCCCAGGACCAGAAGAUAUGGAUUAUACGGUGAAAAUAAAGUUCAGCUGGCUGGGAUUUGACCACAAAAUCACCGGGAAGCAGUUCUACAAGCAAGUCACGACCGUGGGACGCCGUCUCAGUGUGGGGAGCUCCAUGAAGGGCCCCAAGGAGCUGACAGCCUUGCAAGAGAACAACAAGCUCUGUCUGUCCACGGUGGACCUGGAAGUGAAGUGCCAGCCCGACAGCUCAGCUUCUCCCUCCUUCAUGAAGAGUGUCUUCAGUCCCAUCUUGCUGCUCAGCCUCAUCACCAUGUGUGUCACUCAGCUGCGGCUCAUCUUCUACAUGGGGGCCAUGAAUACCAUCCUUGAGUUUCUGUCUGGAGAUGAAGAUCAAGUGAGUCUCUACACUUCCAUUUUUGGGGUACUGCAACUGCUGUGCUUGCUGACGGCGCCCGUGAUUGGGUACAUCAUGGACUGGCGGCUGAAAGAAUGCGAUGAUGGCUCAGAAGAGAACGAGGAGAACAACGCUGAGCAAGGUGACAAGAAGAAGAAAAAACGUGAUCGUCAGAUCCAGAAAAUCACCAAUGCCACCAAUGCCUUUGCAUUCACAAAUGUCCUGCUGGUUGGAUUCGGAGUCACCUGUCUCAUUCCUAAUCUACCAUUGCAGAUUCUUUCCUUCAUUUUGCACACAAUUGUGAGAGGAUUCAUCCACUCAGCGGUGGGAGGCCUCUACGCAGCUGUAUACCCCUCUACUCAGUUUGGCAGCUUGACAGGGUUGCAGUCGUUGAUCAGUGCCCUUUUCGCCCUUCUGCAGCAGCCUCUGUUUAUGGCAUUGACAGGACCUUUGGAAGGAGACCCUCUCUGGGUAAAUGUUGGCUUGCUCGGUCUGAGCUUACUGGGUUUCUGCCUUCCGAUCUACCUGGUCUGCUACAAACGCAGGCUAGAGAGAGAAAAGAAACAGAAGAAUGACGAUGCCAAACUCUUCCUCAAAAUCAACGGCACUCCCAAUGAGGAAGCCUUUGUUUAAACUGGUGCUUCAAAUUCAACCUCCCCUGUACAGGUUCCUACCACAUCCGUGGGUUAUACCUGUGGUGUAAGCCAGGCUUUUUCUCUCCUGGCUCUGCCAGUCUUUGCUCAUCACUGGAGUGAGAGCCAGACAUCAUGACUGAGCUUUCCUCAGAUAAAUGGCAGAGGGAGACUUCCCACUCCUUACUCCAGAACACAAGACACUUUUUUCCUUUUUAUAAAGGCCACGCAGAUAUUGUGUCUUAAGUUAUCCCCUGAUCACACUCUCCAGCUGCCGAGGCUCUUCAUAGGAAACUGGGGAGAGAAGGAAGAGGGAUGGGGGAAGAGAGAAGAAAGACCUUAAUUUGAAUUUGUAAACAUAACACACUGAAGUCUGUUUUCCCCCCCCUUCCCUCAACCUUGUCUGACUGUCUCAGAUGCAAGCUGCACUCUCCUCCCUUCCUGAGGUUUCAUAAUGGUCUUUCUGCUUGAUAUGUAGCUGGACCCAAUGGUUUUACUGCCUAUCCAGACAUAUCCCAGACUGUUUUUGAGGCAGGGAAGGGAAAUUAUACCUAUGUGUAUGAGCACAGCUUCAGUGUUUUGCUAAAUGUUGGCUGCUAGCACUGACAGCUCCCAAACCUUUUAUUACUGCAAUGGAACAGACUGUGAGCAAUGGAUCUGCCUUCCACACUGAAAUGGAGACCCUACUGGACUGCUUGGUCCUACACCAAGUCUUCGAAGGCCUGGAAUUCCUCCUCUUCCCAGCCUGAAAGCCACCUGUAUGUGUUGUAAACUGCCUGCAGUCCUGGAACUGUUGAGAUAGGAAUUGGAUCUUGUUUACCGAUGAAGUGCUUUGAGACUUGUUGCCUUUUGCCUCUUCCUCCCUCCAAUGUGACCCCAGGAGGGGAGCAGCAGCGUGUAAUUACUAAAGUGGAAAAACGUCUUGAAGCUGGGUUCUGGGGCUCCAAAUACCUUGGUGUUCACAUGUCAUGAUCUGACUUCUUGUUGAAAAGAGUCAAGAGUACAGAACACUCCUUGUGUCUGGUAACUGGAUCCUGUGGAUGUAUGGCAGGGUGAUGUGGCAAAGUAAUUCUUCCUCUAGCCAUAGCUUGUCUACAUUGUUAUGAUAAUAGCCCCCAAGCUGCUGAACACCAGGUUACUCUGACUGACCAAAAAGCUGCUGGUUUGGCUGUAUAGAGAGCCUUCUACAAUGUCAAUGCUCUGUCUGGACAGAGUAUGUGGUGAUUGAUUGUAUGGUGAAGCUGACUUAUAGAGCAAUACAUGUGGGUAAAGGUGCCCCAGGGCCUGUUUGCCAUGGAGGGAAUACAAAGGGAAUUCUUAACCUGCUUAUUUUUAUAGUGGAUUUCCUAGUUCUUGCCUAAAUUAGACUUUUCUCCCCUUAACCCCGCUGAUGUCAGUAGCUCAGCCUCUGCAACUAGCAUUAGCCACCACACCGUGUGGACCUGCUUGGAGCAGGGCUGUGUGGCGUUGAGAAUGAGCAUCACCAUGGGGUGCACAGCAGUGCGCGCGCUGGGCUGAGCUAGUGGCUGCAGGGAGGUUGGCAGGGAGAAAUAAAACAAUUAUGAAGAUGUAGUGGUGGUGUCUUCUGAACUGCCAACUCUUGCAUUACUGCAAAGCCUGGCAGAGGGUAAGUCAUUCAACUCCUUUAUGUCUGGUUGGAGAAGGACAAGGCUCAAUCCCUGCUCUGUUUGUUAGCUCUAAGCCGGGGAUUAGAAGCAUCAGUGCGCUUGGACCGCCCUGUGAGAAAUUACCUGGGAACUGGGUGUUAACUCAGUUACUGGUGGUUUAAAGCAUGCAGAUGCUCAGCCCAACCUGGUCUUCACCUUCAUAAAUUUCAAGCUUGGUGAUUUACAGAGCUUCGGAGGACGGCUGGGAGCCCCGCCGGUGCCCUUGGCAGCGCAGGAUGACGAGGCAGCUGUGAGGCAGCAGCGCCAUCUUGAGUCGCUGCCCUCAGCCGCCCUGCGGACAGCUCGGUUGCUGCUCCACUCCAUGGUACCUUUUAGUCUUCAGUCACUUGUUUUAAAAUGACUUGCCACUUGAGUAUUUUACACGUUUGUGGAUUUUUUUUUUAAUCUGUUGCCUUUAUUAAAUGUGUUUGUUCCAAGACAGCCUUAUUGCCUGCUGUCAACACUAUGCUGUUCUAAAACUUUGCAUUAUUUUU
Molecule: messenger RNA, 3963 nt
Organism: Cygnus olor (mute swan)
Lineage: Eukaryota; Metazoa; Chordata; Aves; Anseriformes; Anatidae
Gene: SLC43A2
Product: solute carrier family 43 member 2
Exons: 14
Coding region: 115-1803 (562 amino acids)
Biological process (GO): transmembrane transport; neutral amino acid transport
Molecular function (GO): neutral L-amino acid transmembrane transporter activity; L-amino acid transmembrane transporter activity
Source: RefSeq, a predicted model, not a curated record